AUGACGAGCACCGGACAAUCGUUUCUGUCGUGGCAUCGGCUUCCACGGGAAAUACAGCUGGAUAUCCUGUCCCUUGUGGCCCGUGUCGACCAGCUUUCCAAAUGCGCCGCCGUCUGUCGAGAUUGGCAAGAAUAUUUCGAAAACAUUCUCUUUCGAAAGGUCACCGUUCACCAGGGAGAUCUUGCCCGACUUGGCGAGAUUAGCCCCUGUCGCACGGAGCGGAUCCGACAUCUCUGGUUACGUAUCGAACUUCUCCCCUACGACUGUCUAAGGUGUCAUAAUUUUGGUCGCCAAGAUCAUACAAGGAACGGAACCAUCUUCCAAGAAGCCCUCCGUAAACUGUUUAGAGUCCUCCACAGUUGGAAGGGACGUAACCCAUCGCACCCAAAUAGCGGGUUGACCUUGGAGCUCAGCGUUCACUCUCCCAGUGAUUCACAACACGAGUUCCAGAACUUGUCCUUCGACGAUGAUGACGACAAUGGCAGAGACGCCGAUGUCUGCACAAUUGACGAUCCGAAUCACGGCUGGGUCGGCGGACGGCGCUCCCGCCAGCCAACACUAUAUGAUGUGACCGAGGUCUUUGGUGGUGUUGGGAAUCUCAACAUUAUCCCACCGGGGUUUCACUGGCCUGCACCGGCUGUGAAACAUCUCCUUGUUCGUCGGCAGACGCGCCGUAGGUUUGGAUACUCGACGUUGCGGCAUCUCAUGAAUUGUCUCCCUGGGCUUGAAGCCAUUAGCCUGGAAUUCUGGCGAACGGAUUUUCGAUUCCAACAAGAUGCUUGGGAUCAAGGUAUUUAA
Messenger RNA from Fusarium vanettenii 77-13-4, 798 nucleotides. RefSeq lists its product as uncharacterized. Gene Ontology annotation, molecular function: protein binding. NCBI's taxonomy places the organism in Eukaryota, Fungi, Ascomycota, Sordariomycetes, Hypocreales, Nectriaceae. The transcript has a single exon. The record is from RefSeq and is a predicted model, not a curated record. The coding region runs from base 1 to 798 and encodes 265 amino acids.